This is a messenger RNA of Adineta steineri, 429 nucleotides long. The record is from the annotation of a GenBank genome assembly. Lineage: Eukaryota; Metazoa; Rotifera; Eurotatoria; Adinetida; Adinetidae.
AUGAGUGCAGCCGCAGGAUUUAUCAUCUUUCGACAAACUAAAGAUAGUGCAAUCGAAUAUUUAUUAUUACAAACAUCAUAUGGUCAACAUCAUUGGACACCACCGAAAGGUCAUUUGGAUGGUGAUGAAUCUCCAUUACAAGCAGCUGAACGUGAAACAAAAGAAGAAGCUGGUUUAGAUAAAAAUGAUCUUGAAUAUUAUGAUAAAUUUGAAGAAAAAAUAACAUAUGAAGUUAAUGGAAAGCCAAAAGAUGUUUAUUAUUUUUUAGCACGUGUUCAUAAUGCUGAACAAAAAAUAAAUCUUUCCGAUGAACAUCAAAAUUUAAGUUGGUCAAAUUUACAAGGUGCUUGCGAUUUAGUUAAACAUGAAAAUACACAAAGUGUAUUGAAAAAAGCAGACGAUUUUAUUAAUACUAAUCUAAAAAAUUAA